AUGUCUCAGAGACAAAACAACAAGACAACUAAAGCGGAACGGGCAUCCUUCUUUCUGGCAAAGACCGCUGGAACGAAACCGUGGAAAGGCCGCAGCCCUUACAAACAUGGCGGGGAGGCCCGCUCCCACGAGGGAUCACUCUCGCCCUCGACCUCCAUGGGCUCCCUCCCAGAGGAUGAACCUCUCACAACAGCUGCAAUGCGACAAAUGCUCACCGACCUGGCUGACACACUACAGUCCAACAUGAAGACGUUGCAAAUUCUAGCGGUGGAUAUCUCCGACAUCGGCCAGCGCACGGCCCACGUGGAGCACAAGCUAGAUGAAUGUGCAGAUGCACACAAUCAACUGGCAACCAAA
Molecule: messenger RNA, 357 nt
Organism: Pelobates cultripes (western spadefoot toad)
Lineage: Eukaryota; Metazoa; Chordata; Amphibia; Anura; Pelobatidae
Source: the annotation of a GenBank genome assembly